Thunnus maccoyii (southern bluefin tuna) is the source of this 2159-nucleotide messenger RNA. RefSeq names its product potassium-transporting ATPase subunit beta-like. Gene Ontology annotation, molecular function: ATPase activator activity. NCBI's taxonomy places the organism in Eukaryota, Metazoa, Chordata, Actinopteri, Scombriformes, Scombridae. Gene Ontology annotation, biological process: intracellular sodium ion homeostasis; sodium ion export across plasma membrane; potassium ion import across plasma membrane. The coding region runs from base 737 to 1612 and encodes 291 amino acids. The record is from RefSeq and is a predicted model, not a curated record. The transcript is spliced from 7 exons. Gene Ontology annotation, cellular component: sodium:potassium-exchanging ATPase complex.
UUUUUUAUUUUUUACAUAACUAUGAUUCCUCUCUCCACACUGUUAUCUGCUCACUUUGAAAUUUCUUCUUUAUUACACAAGGAAAAGUACAUUCUUUCAAGCCCAAAUUAGUUAUUAGUCCAAGUGCAGAGGAAUCAAACAGACUCAGACUCUUCCCGUGUCCAGGAGCCAAAAUGACUCAGGCCUUUGUGCUAGUACUUAACUGUAUCCUCUUGUAUUUUAAAUUCACAUCAGUACAUGGCUAGAAGACAAUUUAACAGGCCUCUCAAUACAGAGUAGCUGUGGAGAUCUAUGUUUCAGUGUACCAAUUAUUUAAAUCUGAGCAAGCCAGAUGCAGUGUUGUGUUUUAACUGUUGUCAUUAGAAACUAAACUGUUCGUUUUACUCUUGAUUCUUCCUGAAGUCAUUCUGGCUCUUCAAGGUGAUCCUGAGUAAAGGACGUUGGAGGAUAUUUACCUGUUCCUACGUUGGCCCUCCUCUGCGUGCCCACCUUAUCUCGGCCUUAUAAAUACUGAAUAAGAGAUAACACAUCACACUCUGGAGCGACAUCCAGGGAGUGAGUUUUAGCUUUUUACUUGAAAAAGGGAAUAAGAGAGGGCACAAGACAUUAGCACGAGGGAGAGAAAGGAGAAGCAAAUAUUAUUGUUGGUUUCUUGAGUGAAGUGCAGCAUAGAGGUGAAUAAAGAAAAGAAGAUCCCUGUCAGUACUGCGGAUCCCGGGGAGCACACAGAUUCAACAUGGCCACCUUGAAGGAGAAGAGGACUUGUGGGCAGCGCUGUGAAGACUUUGGCCGCUUUGUGUGGAACUCAGAGAAUGGGACAUUAAUGGGAAGAACACCCGAGAAAUGGGUGUACAUCAGUCUGUAUUAUGUGGCCUUCUAUGUGGUGAUGACGGGCCUCUUUUCUUUGGCCAUCUGGGUGCUCAUGUACACCCUGGAUCCGUACGCUCCGGACUACCAAGACCGACUAAAAUCUCCGGGUGUGAUGGUGUGGCCCGACACUUACUCAGACGAGCAUGUGGUACUCGCCUACAACAGGUCAGACAAAGCCAGCUGGAUGAAGAUGUCCAACAUCCUUCAUAACUUCCUGAAGCCGUACAACGACACCAAGCAGCAAGAAUGUAACAACUACAACUGCACAAAGGGAAAGUACUUCAUCCAGAACACCUUCACUGGCCCGCACCACACCAAGCGGGCGUGCCCCUUCACCCAAAGCAUGCUGGGACCCUGCUCAGGACUUGAGGACCCAACCUUCGGCUAUAACUGCACCAUGCCUUGUGUCAUCAUUAAGAUGAACAGGAUCAUUGGCUUUUUGCCUUCUAAUCAUACCGACAAUCCCCCAUAUGUCAACUGCACCAUACUGGAAGGACAGGAGAAUGUGGCAAAAAUUGAGUAUUUCCCUGAAAGGGGAAUUUUGGAUCCCUCUUACUUUCCAUACUACGGAAAUCUAGCACAGCCUACCUAUAUCAACCCGUUGGUGGCUGUUCGGUUCAACCUGGUCGGAAAGGAAAGUGCCAAGAUCCAGUGCCGAGUGGUCUCUGACAAGAUCAGCUACGAAAACUACUACGACCCCUACGAAGGAAAAGUCAUCUUCACCCUCAACGCACUGAAAUGAGAAAAGCAGAUUAUAACAGAGAGACAGACAGCCGAUAAUCAUGAAACAAGUCAGUUUCAAAGAAGGAGCAGGUGUCUACAGGUCAACGGUGACUCUAUUUUUUAUUUAAUAGCUUUUUAACCACUUGUAUUCAGCUUAACCAGCAUCACUGGCCCACUUGUAAAUCUCUGUGCUGUGUAGUGCUUUUAUAAACAUGAUUUGUCAUGCUUUGUUGAUUAAAUUAUAUUUUGAUCUGUAUUGGGUUUUAUCAUAAAAACCGAUAAAUCUAUUAUGAUAUAUAUGAUGUAACCAGGUGUAUUCUAACAAACUUAACCUCUACCUGUAUGUCACCUCCUGUCUUUUCUUCACAUUCAAAAAUGAAAACACACAGAUCAGAAGAUUUUUUAAAGAGGAACUCAUGUUGGGGAAAAUAGACAGUGAACUACUGUAGAUUUUUAAGUUGGAUUUGGUAGAUAAAAGAGUGCAAAAUGUUUCCUAGAAGGUCAUAAAUGUAGCUUAUGUAUCUUAAAAAAAAACCUUUCUAAAUAAAAAAUGUAUUCCUGUUUCA